AGUUUUUGUUCGGCCAGCGUGAAAACAAUCGAAAUCGAGAGCGAGUGAGUUGGCCGUUCCUCGAUAAUUCCACACUCCGCGCACGGGCCACUUCUGGUGGCGGACGAAGCUGGGUUUUGGUUACUCGAUAUCGGUACUGCACCACCGUAUCGGAAUUGUUUGUUUUGCCCCGUCUCCGCGUGUCCACAACCCAACCUCCGGUUCCUCGGUCGCGCACCGUGGAAAGUGCGUACGUGUCCCAGCCGCUUGAUAAGCACCGUGGUAACGGGUUGAAGCCGUAGAGCUACGUGGGGGGCCUAGUUUCUAGUGAACCGUAGACUGUAGCCGAGAGUGAAACGAUGGCCGACGUGGUGGAGGAAGUGAUUGCCCAGGUGCAGGAGAACCUCACGGCCACGGAGACGGAAGGCGCGACGACGAAUGCCACCGGCAAGAUACCGUCCACACCGGAAGGUAUGGCGCUGGCAUAUGGCACACUGGUGGUGAUGGCCAUGCUGCCCAUCUUCUUCGGUUCCAUCCGCUCGGUGAAGCACCACAAGGAACAGAAGACGGCCUUCCAGAAGACGGGUGAAAAGCCGGACACGAUGUCGUCGCAUGAUGCGAUGAUGUUCCCGAUCAUGGCCUCCUGUGCGCUGUUCGGAUUGUACAUGUUCUUCAAGAUCUUCUCGAAGGAAAACAUCAACUUCCUGCUGACCGGAUACUUUUUCUUCCUCGGUGUGAUGGCCCUGUCGCACCUGCUGAGUCCGAUCAUUAGCUCGCUGAUACCUGCCUCGAUACCGAAGAUCCCGUACCAUCUCUCCUUUGUCCAAGGGCCACCGGAAGGGGGUGAAAAGAAGAGCAAGGAAAAGCGAUUCCUGAUCGAUUACCGGUUUACGACGCACGACAUCGUCUGCUUCAUCGUGUCACUGGUCAUUAGCGUUUGGUAUCUGCUGCAGAAGCACUGGAUCGCCAAUAACCUGCUCGGCAUCGCGUUCGCCGUGAACGGCGUGGAACUGCUGCACCUGAACAACGUUGCCACGGGUUGCAUUCUGCUGUGUGGUCUCUUUGUGUACGACAUCUUCUGGGUGUUUGGUACGAACGUCAUGGUAACGGUGGCCCGUUCCUUCGAAGCUCCGAUCAAGCUCGUCUUCCCCCAGGAUCUCAUUACGAAUGGACUGUCGGCCUCGAACUUUGCCGUGCUCGGGCUCGGCGAUAUUGUUAUCCCCGGCAUCUUCAUUGCCCUGCUGCUUCGCUUCGACAACAGCUUGAAGCGCAAGAGCAACACGUACUUCUACGCGACGUACAUUGCCUACUUCGUUGGCCUGCUGGCAACGAUCUUCGUGAUGCACGUAUUCAAGCACGCACAGCCUGCUCUGCUGUACCUGGUACCGGCCUGCCUCGGUACACCGCUGCUGCUGGCCCUGCUCAAGGGUGAUAUUAAGAAGCUUUUGGCAUAUGAAGAUCAUCCGGAAGAAAAGACGAAAGAGGGCUCGAAGAAGGAUGUAGAGAAGAAGGAACCGCAGGCGAAAAAGGAAACGAAAAAGAAGGAAUCGAAGAAGGCUAAAUAAAUCUCCGAUCUCUCGCACACUAGUACCCGCCUGCUCCUCUGCCUCGUCAAUCUUCCUGCCUAUACCAGACGACCGACCUGGCUGAUGCUUCCAUCCAUGAAUCCGAGCGAAAGGAUACAUUAAUUUGGCGGCAGCUGCGGUUAACCGCUUUCCAGGCCAAUCCUUUAGUAGUAUUCCAACGAGCAGGAAAGUCACAAAUAGUAACGUUUGCACAAACAUCUUAAAGCACCUCCUUCUCUAGCAGGAGGAGUCAGCUGUAGGGGUACUGAUAAAAUAGUUAAGUUAACGGGACGAGCUACAUCAAACCAAUAGCUUUUUGCAAUCAAAUCUUAUCGAGCACCUUGAACGGACGGAAACGCUUUUUCGCUUUGUUUCACAGGACUGAAAAGAAUCGGGGGAACUGAAUUAGAUUCGUUUACUAAAUUACGAUAAUUUGUGUAGUUUUUUGUGGAACAAGGGAGUGAACAUUCGGAUUGAUUCCGAACGCAGCGACAUCAGCAUUAGGACAAGAGCAUUACAGGUCACACCGCGGAGAUGCAUUGGAUUUAGAAGGGUUGGUGCACGCGACCAUAGUAAAUUUUGAUAAACGAGCGUGAACCGUGUGAAGGCACUGCCGCCGCGUGGUUAUUCGGAUUGGGCAACUACGGGGAAAAUUUAUGAGAGUAGAGCAAAGACAGUGAAGUAUUUUAAUCUCCGAAGAAUGCUUUACAAAUAAACUGAAUGUUCGUACGUUGUGAACGGAACAAAAGAUAA
Messenger RNA from Anopheles aquasalis, 2297 nucleotides. RefSeq names its product minor histocompatibility antigen H13. Gene Ontology annotation, cellular component: cytoplasmic side of endoplasmic reticulum membrane; membrane; lumenal side of endoplasmic reticulum membrane. Gene Ontology annotation, biological process: membrane protein proteolysis. The record is from RefSeq and is a predicted model, not a curated record. Lineage: Eukaryota; Metazoa; Arthropoda; Insecta; Diptera; Culicidae. Gene Ontology annotation, molecular function: aspartic endopeptidase activity, intramembrane cleaving.